CCACUUUCAAAGCUUGAUUAGCCACACACAGAGAAAUCAUAUAGUUAUAUAUAAGUAUAACUAUCUAUUUUUCUUUCUUUUUGCUGAUCAGGAUUCAAACCCUAGAUCAGUUUUCUAGCUACUUUUUAAAUUUUUUUCAUAGACUAAUAAUAAUGGGAAACAGCUUAAGGUGCUGUUUGGCUUGUGUUCUUCCAUGUGGGGCUCUAGACUUGAUCCGAAUUGUUCAUUUGAAUGGCUAUGUAGAAGAGAUUACACGUUCAAUCACUGCAGGAGAGGUUCUCGAAGCCAACCCUAAUCAUAUUCUAAGCAAACCUAGCUCUCAGGGUGUUGUUCGCCGGAUUUUGAUCCUCUCGCCGGAGACUGAGCUCAAGAGGGGUAGCAUAUACUUCUUGAUCCCGGAAUCUUCGUUGCCGGAGAAGAAACGACAUGCCGGGAAGGGAAGCAUCAAUGAUAGUGAUCUUAACAAGAAAUCAUCAUCAUCAAAGAAAAGCAACAAGCGUAGUGAUGAUGAUUACUCAUCACCACAAUGCCAAGGAUACCUCAAAGUCGCUCACAUAGUAACUAAAGAGAAGAAAUUUUCAUGCCGGGAUCGCCGGAAAGGCCGCGUCGGAAUAUGGCGGCCUCAUUUAGAGAGUAUAUCGGAAGACUAAUUGUUUCCAUCGCCGAUGAUGGUUAGUGUUGAAAUUUGGCAUGGUGGGGUGGAGAGGCUGAACCAUAAAAAAAUGGUUCAUUGUUGAAAAAUAGCAAAACACUUUUUUUUUUUUUUAUAAAUGUAAGUGGGAUUUGAUUUUGUGGAUAAAAAUUGUUUACUUUGCUUUCCUAUAUUUGUUUUUCCAAUUUAAUUUUUUUCUCCUGCCAAUUGCCAUUGUUUGAUCCGUUGCACCAACGAGGGGAAGAAAAAGGAAAGAAAAAUUACUGAGAGUGAAAAUUCAAGUUUGUACCAAGCGAUUCCCAACCUCAAGUUGCAUGCAAAUAUCUUCCUUUUCC
Molecule: messenger RNA, 987 nt
Organism: Abrus precatorius (Indian licorice)
Lineage: Eukaryota; Viridiplantae; Streptophyta; Magnoliopsida; Fabales; Fabaceae
Exons: 1
Coding region: 153-650 (165 amino acids)
Source: RefSeq, a predicted model, not a curated record